This is a messenger RNA of Nematolebias whitei (Rio pearlfish), 1970 nucleotides long. RefSeq names its product transcription factor CP2 (gene tfcp2). The coding region runs from base 356 to 1846 and encodes 496 amino acids. Gene Ontology annotation, molecular function: RNA polymerase II cis-regulatory region sequence-specific DNA binding; DNA-binding transcription activator activity, RNA polymerase II-specific. Gene Ontology annotation, biological process: regulation of transcription by RNA polymerase II. Gene Ontology annotation, cellular component: nucleus. The transcript is spliced from 16 exons. NCBI's taxonomy places the organism in Eukaryota, Metazoa, Chordata, Actinopteri, Cyprinodontiformes, Rivulidae. The record is from RefSeq and is a predicted model, not a curated record.
AUAAAAGCGUCGAAGAAGAGCGCAAACCGGAAAUGACGGGAGCUCCUUUUCCGAUGAAACUAGAUAAACAAAGACAUUAUUUUACGAAUAAUAAAGCGUUAGACUUGUUUUCACGGUUUUUACGUGUAAACGCGUUUAUCAGAAAUAAAGUGGGGAGAUAAAUAUCGAGGGGCCGAGGUAAAGAAGGACAAACAUCCUCCGUAAACAAGCGGUUAGCUCGACAUGUUUAUUUUAUUGCUUGACCAAAUCCUGAUGAUCAUCAUGGCAUGACACUGGCACGGUGCUAGGAAAAAGACUUUCUUUUUUUAUAUCUAAAGGUUGUGGGAACAGGUGAGGCGGUAAACUCGACAGCGCCAUGGCGUGGGCCCUCAAGCUGCCCCUCACAGAUGAGGUGAUCGAGUCCGGUCUGGCCCAGGACUUCGAUGCCAGCCUCUCCGGCAUUGGCCAGGAGCUGGGAGCAGGAGCCUACAGUAUGAGCGAUGUACUCGCCCUCCCCAUCUUCAAACAGGAGGAGUCCAACUUGCCUCCAGACAACGAAAACAAGAUCCUUCCCUUUCAGUAUGUUCUGUGUGCACCUACCUCGCCAGCCAUUAAACUGCAUGACGAAACACUCACCUACCUCAACCAAGGGCAGUCCUAUGAAAUUCGAAUGCUCGACAAUCGGAAAAUUGGGGAACUUCCUGAAAUCACUGGCAAAAUGGUCAAAAGUAUCAUUCGUGUGGUGUUUCACGACCGCCGGCUUCAGUACACGGAGCACCAGCAGCUGGAGGGCUGGCGAUGGAACAGACCUGGAGAUCGGAUCCUCGACUUGGAUAUCCCCAUGUCAGUGGGCAUAAUCGACCCCAGGGCCAACCCCACUCAGCUCAACACUGUGGAGUUCCUUUGGGACCCCUCAAAGAGAACAUCUGUUUUUAUCCAGGUUCACUGCAUCAGCACAGAGUUCACCAUGCGCAAGCACGGAGGAGAGAAAGGCGUCCCAUUCCGCAUCCAGAUUGACACUUUUAAAGAAAACGAGAGCGAGGAGUACACGGAACAUCUCCACUCGGCCUCCUGUCAGGUCAAAGUCUUCAAGCCCAAAGGUGCAGACAGAAAACAGAAGACGGACCGGGAGAAGAUGGAGAAGAGGGCACCACAGGAAAAGGAAAAGUACCAGCCUUCUUAUGAAACUACAAUUCUGACAGAGUGCUCGCCUUGGCCUGAGGUUACGUAUGUCAACAACUCUCCUUCUCCUGGCUUCAAUAACACGCACAGCAGCUUUCCAGUCGCUGAAGGAAACGGAUCACCAAACCACCAGCCUGAGCCUGUUGUUCCGGUGGUAGAUAACUUGUUACCCACAACGACACCGCAGGACGCUCAGCAGUGGCUUCUCAGAAAUCGCUUCUCGCCUUUCUGUCGUCUCUUCACCAACUUCUCUGGUGCAGACAUGUUGAAGUUGACCAGAGAGGAUGUUAUUCAGAUCUGUGGUCCAGCAGAUGGUAUACGACUCUUCAAUGCACUAAAAGGACGGGUGAUUCGUCCGAGGUUGACCAUCUAUGUUUGCCAGGAGUCUCAGCAGGUCCGGGAGCACCAAUCAAAACAUGAGAAUGGAGAUGCUGCAGCCAAUACUUUUUUUGUGUAUCAUGCUAUUUACCUGGAGGAGCUCACAGCUGUCGAGCUCACAGAGAAACUCGCUCAGCUCUUCAACAUCUCCCCCAGACAGAUCCAUCAGAUCUUUAAACAGGGUCCUACGGGCAUCCAUGUGCUGGUUAGUGACGAGAUGAUCCAUAACUUCCAGGAUGAAGUAUGCUUCGUGUUGGACACGAUGAAAGAUGACACAAGUGAUGGCUAUCAUAUAAUCCUAAAGUGAAAACCCAGCUGAAGAGUAUCCAGUCCUUGUUUUCUUGUUUCCACCCGCUGCAGCCUCCCCCUGUAGAGCUUCAUACUCCUUGCUGGUUUAGGAAUAUGUGGAGACACUCGGUAACCCCCCUGUG